This is a messenger RNA of Cadophora gregata, 978 nucleotides long. RefSeq lists its product as uncharacterized. The transcript is spliced from 2 exons. The coding region runs from base 1 to 978 and encodes 325 amino acids. The record is from RefSeq and is a predicted model, not a curated record. NCBI's taxonomy places the organism in Eukaryota, Fungi, Ascomycota, Leotiomycetes, Helotiales, Ploettnerulaceae.
AUGAUGCGUAUGGAGGACGAGAUAGCGGGGAAAGCUUUCCCCAGUUCUGGUAGGCCCUUCCUAGAUCCUGCUUUGCUUUUUCCCAAGCCGUGUUUCUGUCCUUUUGAGGCUGGCCACAGAUUGUUCCUGGACGAUGAACCCCCAUGUGUGGGGUGCAUAUUGGCGGAUGCAACUGAACUGGCAGCUGACGAACCAUGUAGCAUGACCUGCGAAAAGCAAUUCUUACCUGCGAACAACACCUUCUUGUAUUGCUCCGAGGCAUGUCGAGUGCAUGAUCAAGCCCCCUCCCAGCCAGUACGAAGCCAUUCCUACUCUUCGUCACCACCGCUCACUCCAUACACCCGCCAAUUCUCUUCCUACCCCUCGACAACCACCUACGAAGACGGACCUGAUAUCAUCCCUCGCUUCUCACCUACCCAAUCCCGCCCACGCUCAUACUUCAACUCCGAUCCAUACCCCCAAGCACAAUCAUACCAACCCACUUCAACAGAAUACUCAACCUCUCCUCAGCAAACACAAUAUCACCACUCCAGCUCCUCCACAGCACUCGCCUCCCUCCGUGAACUCGCAACUGCCCUGCCCAAAAUCAGCAAAAGCAGCCGAAACCGCGAUCCUGAAUCUCCACCAAAAAGCAACGCGAGCUCAAUAACGCGCACUGGUUCAGGAGUCUGGGACUACAUACCCUUCGCAUCAAGCAGCAAAACUGCAAGUCCCACGCCAAAUGCUACACCGGGAAACUCUUAUACAAAUACCAAUGGUGGUGGGUAUGCGGUAAGCCAGAGCUAUGGCAUUGCGGGUAGGAGUAAGGAGGAUUUGUAUGCGUAUGGAAAUGGUGCAGGCUAUGGGUAUGGGAAGAGUCAUGGGACGGGCGUGUACGGAAAUACCGGAGGGAUGGGCAUGGACAGGCCGUUACCGCCUAGGACAGCCAGCCAUAGGCCGAAGAGUGUUGAUCUUGUUACGCCGUUCUCGGGUCAUUAA